AGACAUGUGGAGCUCGCAGGAGAUGCUCAGAAUGGGGGUUUUCCAGGAAGUGGGGAAGUUUUCACUUGUGUGAUGAUGAAAUGGCCGAGCCAGGCAGGGGAGAUGAAAGCGUCUGUGUAAUGCAAGGGGUGGAGCAAUGCAGCCAGGCUAUAAUAAGGUCUGCACAUUGAUGCAUCGUGCUCAGUAGUACUGAUGUAGGAGUGCUUAAGUCACAGAUCUUAUAAAUCUGCACAAAGACCCCAUCCUUCACAGUUUCGUUCAUGUAUAGGAAAAAAAUAAGAAUAAAAAUGGCCGGCGUGGAACAUGAUACCACGGCUGACGGUGUCAUUGGGGACAAUGUAGACGGCGCAGAGAAAAGCAAAAAGCAAAAUGGAUUUUAUAAAGGAUUGAAAAAGGGCGUCAUGAAAUACAUCUCCCCCAGGAAAACCCCAAAACCUGAGGAGCGUCCGUCAGAGCCGGAUGUUGUGGAGUCAAAGAGAGAGAUAACAGCUGAAGAUAUAGAAGAACAAAUAGAAAAAAAUAGAUUUUGGGACGCCAGCAAGAACUUGAUAGCCAUGGAGAAUGGGAUAUUGAGUCCAGAGGAGGACAUUCUUCUGCAGGACAAAAAAGAGGUUCUUAAGUCACUAUAUGAAAAACUGAGUACUGCAGUAUUUACAGUGAUCAAAGACUCCAUCACCGAAACACAAGGGGACUUGUUGUACCAAGCGGUACAGGCCAUAGUAGAAGAAGAGAAAGAAGACUCUAAGUACAUAUCAGACAGCGGCUCAGUAAAGGGCAACAGCCAAAGGCCAAAGCAAUGGAAGACAAAGUGGGAAAAUGAAAUUAAGCAAUCUGUGGUUGAAAGAAUUGACAACUUACCGGAGGCUUCACUGAAUGAGGUCUCUUCCACCUUUGCACAAACUUUUAUUACUCUGGGGAAGACUUUCAAAAAAGAUUUAACCCAUGUGGUGACACAUCUCAAACCGUGUUACCCUGAAGAAUUUGAUAUCUGCAACACCUAUGCUCAGCAUUAUCAUCGACUCAUAAGCUCACAAAUGGAGGAUAUUAUUUCAGAGUUUGAACUUGACGAUAAAGAUAUCUUUUUCCUUCUGUGUUGGGUAAAAAACAUCUAUCCAAACAACAUUUUGAAGGACCCAACCUUAGUUGGACACAUUGAUGAAUCCAAGUUGAAACGUCUUCUAGCACCACAUAAGAUCAGACAGUUUGAGGCCAAUUAUUUGUCUUAUGAAGUAGAUUCGGUGAAGACGUUCAUGAGCAAAAGUUUAGAUUUGGAAUUUGAGCGGUGGAAGAGCGGGAAUGAGCCGGAAAUGCUGGGGGAUUAUUAUCACUCUGAGUUACACAUUGACGUCAUUCAGUACUAUAACGGUGGGAUACAGAGGACAGCUGAGAUACAGUUGAAGAUUGUCCCCUAUCUGGCGCGUGAGUUGGAGGAUUUCCUGAAAAGGUAUAAGAGGCUGUUCAGUGAGUACUUAGAGAAGAACAAAACUCAGACUUUCUACAGAGCUAUCAGCAUCGCCAACAUCAACUGCUGUCUACACUUCAGGGAAUUUAUACACAAGGACUCACAGCUUCAGUCUCGAGUACAGAGGGAUAUGCAGUCCAUCGUUGUCGAGUUGGAGGAUCUUAUUUAUGAUGCACUAUUUCAAGACCUGUUUGUGGAGCUGAAGUCUCAUUUCCGGAAGAUGUCGCAAGGAAAUGGUCUGUGCAGCCACCAAACCAUGACAGACAUCGUAAGGAUCACAGACAAGUUUGUGUCACCUUUGAAGACGCUCUGUACCCCAUGUUACCAGGAUAUGAUCAGCAAGAUCCAUAAACACCUGGUGAAGGAAUACCUGGCACGGCUUCUAAAGAAGAAAGUCAGCCACAAGAACGCAGCGCAGCUCCAGACGCUGGCCAAUCAGAUCAACGAGAAUGCGAAACUCAUCGAUGAGUUCUUUGCUUUUCACAAUUCCCGGGAGGACUGGCUGAAACCUGCGGUUCUGAAGGUGGCGGAAAUCAUACGGCUUCAGGACUUGAGUGCGAUCCAGCUGGAAGUGGCUACGUUGGUCCAAGCAUACCCAGAUAUACGGAAUAAGCAAAUUGAAGCCAUUCUGUACAUAAAGGGGAACCUUACGCGACAGGAAACAAAGUCCAUCUUGAAGAUAGUCGACAGCAUAGAACGGAGACUUUCCGACAAAACGAGGCUGUUCGAGCUUAUUAAAAAUUCCUAAUAUAUCCAAGAAAGACAAGUGGAAGAAUAUUUAUAAACAUUUAUGGACGUUCAUGAUUUUUAUGGAGAAGUAUCCAGUUUACAUAAGAUGUAUUGCAAGGGUCCACUUCUUUUCCUGUCCUCACCUUAGUUAUGGUCAACAUUUCAAGAACUGGGACACCACGGAGUUCACCGAUAGGACUCAAACCGGGAUCCGGUCUGAAGAUUGACACUGUCUAGGUCGACAAUGUUUAGGUCGACCACUAUAGGUCGACAGUCACUAGGUCAACAGGGUUGUGUUCCACACCCCUCAAACCUUGGUAUAUGUAUUACCAUAAGGCCGAUAUCCUUUCAUUACAUGCUCAUAUUGCACUUCUGCUAUAAACUAUAUGUGUUUUUUUAAUAAUUAUGGGGUCCCUUCAGCUACCGGGGCCCUUACAGGAGGCGGCUUCCUUACAAUGGUGCAAACCCCUGAGGAACUUUGCAGGAAGUCACGUAUUUUAACUAUUUGUGUACUGUAUUUUAUUGCUAUAUUUUUGUACACUCCAGACAUAAAACAAUGUAAAUAGUAUGACUCCUUUAUGGAUUUAGUAAAUGAAGAAGAGAUAUACUCAAUUUAAUGAGGCAAGACUUCUUCUAUGCAAAUGUUCUCUGUAUGCUCUUUGUUAAUUACUGCUUAUGACUCUAUAACGAAGCAGUGAUUGUGUUUUGUUGUUUUAAAAGCAGUUUCAUUUCCUAAGCCUUGGACUAGCUAAUGCAUGUACCAUUCCUUUUAUUGGUACACCUGUGCAUAAGAAGGAGGCUCCUCCCACUUUGGAUCCCUCUUGCGAAUUAAGCUUACCAGCUCUUUAAGUCAGAGCUCAUCACAUUGCAUGCAUUGCAUACAUUAGGGUUAUAUACUAACGAAAAUAUAACUGCAUAACUGCCUAUACCCAGGGUAGCUCAGAGAAAUCGGUUGGUUCUAAAUCGGAGUGGGAGAAGGGACCUUCUGACGUCACAAGGGGAGGAGACACGUCACCGGGGGAGGAGCUACGGCCGAACAGGGUAUUCGCAAAGUACCCUCGCGGGCUCGCCACCUGAUUACUAAAGGUAAUAGUUGGUGGUGUGGAUAGUAGAGGAACUAUCCUGCUGGCCUAGCUCCUCCCCCUUGUGUCGUGGCUCCUCCCCCUGAUGUAAAAGGUCCCUUAGGCCACUUGAAUCUAGCAUCAACCCAGAGAAAUCCCAGGCCUUGGUACUUGGCAGGGUGGGUGUGGUCAGAAUUGGCCAAGCGAAUUAAUGAUGCGCAACUGGAAGUGGGGGGGGGGGGGUGUCCAAGGCCGUCUUCUGGCUGUGGCUAGGCAUCCAUGGCGGGCCAGGGCCCCUGACAGAUGCAGACCAGGGUACUCCAUAACCCCACCCUCUCAGCGCUCCUGUCCAUAUUUACUAAUCAUUACUCAGGUAUGAGCUAGAGCAGGUUAGACUAUUAAAUCAUAUGCAAAGUCCCAUUAAUGGGACACAAAGGUGUUUUCACAAUCACUGCACAGUACCUACAGUAUUACGCUGAACACUCACUGGACGUCCAAGAUGACAGCAGCGCAAAAUCGGUGAUGUAUGGUCAACUCCCAUUUAUUUACAUGCCCGGUUAUGACCCAGACCCCACUGAUUUUGUUCUGUUAUUAUGCACCCGGCGUUCCGGUCAUACGUAAUGCGUUAUCAUGGAAAUAAGCUGCAAUAUGGCAGGGUGUGACCAGCAUUAUAUGACGAAUGUAGUGGUUCUAAAUAUUUAUUACAUGUGUUAUGCUCUGUGGCGUGUCAGAAUUGUGUUUUUGUAUGUUUUAUAUUUUGUGUGUUAUAUUUGUAUUAUACAGUAUUUUUGACCUUGUUUAUUUGUGAGCAAGUGGCUGAGUUCUAAUUAGCCAGGACUGAUGAAAAUGAUGGCAGAUUAUUAUAUGGGGGGGGGUUUUGCACAUAAAUCUUCAAACUU
Pseudophryne corroboree (corroboree frog) is the source of this 4151-nucleotide messenger RNA. RefSeq names its product TNF alpha induced protein 2 (gene TNFAIP2). The record is from RefSeq and is a predicted model, not a curated record. Gene Ontology annotation, cellular component: exocyst. Gene Ontology annotation, molecular function: SNARE binding. The transcript is spliced from 12 exons. Gene Ontology annotation, biological process: exocyst localization; exocytosis. The coding region runs from base 261 to 2210 and encodes 649 amino acids. Lineage: Eukaryota; Metazoa; Chordata; Amphibia; Anura; Myobatrachidae.